AUGUGUUCCCCAAACCCAUGGCACAGCGGAGCAGGGGCGCAGCGUCCCGGCCCCAGGGUGGCAAAAUUUCUGUCCCAGGAUCAGAUUAAUGAGUUCAAGGAAUGUUUUUCCCUCUACGACAAGAAACAAAAAGGCAAGAUAAAAGCCUCCGACCUGAUGGCAGUGAUGCGGUGCCUGGGAGCCAGCCCGACGCCGGGAGAGGUGCAGAGACACCUGCACCUGCACAAGAUCGACAGAAACGCGGAGCUGGAUUUCUCCACUUUCCUGAAUAUAAUGUACCGGCAGAUGAAGCAGGAGGAACCCGAGAAGGAAAUCCUCACGGCCUUGUCCAUGAUUGACAGGCAGAAGAGCGGCGUUAUCUCCGCGUCGGAGCUGAGAGCCAAGCUGACGCGGCUCGGAGAAAAGCUUUCCGAGGAAGAAGUUGAUGACCUGCUAAAAGAAGCCAAAGUUGGCCCAAACGGAACAAUAAAAUAUGAAGAAUUCGUCCGCAUCGUCUGUCUUCCUGCAGUCGACUACUGA
Molecule: messenger RNA, 519 nt
Organism: Opisthocomus hoazin
Lineage: Eukaryota; Metazoa; Chordata; Aves; Opisthocomiformes; Opisthocomidae
Source: RefSeq, a predicted model, not a curated record